CGUGCGUCGCAGUCUCUCCCCGUGUGCGUACUCGUGCACAUAGACUUGGCCGCGACACGCGAACCCCAAUACUGUGUAAUUUGCACGCCGCCUUCCACCAGAGACACUUGGGUGAAUUGUACCUUUCACGGAUUGAAGAUACAUGUUCCGUUUUCAGUCCCUUGAUGAAGAUUGUACCCUGGAGAAGGAGGAGGGGCUGGUAGAAGAAGAAGAUGAGAUUGACCAGUUUAAUGACGACACCUUCGGAGAUGGGGCCAUCGACGAUGACUGGCAGGAGGAGCACAAGCGGCUAGCCGAGCUCGAAGAACAAAAGAACGAUGGACUCGGAAGUUUAGGGCUAGGGACACUAGGGAUGGGAGGAGGAAACGCCUCCACUGUUCACCUUCCUCCUCCCGCCAGUCGCGUCCCCCAUCCGUCUUCCCUCCCACCACCACAUCACUCCCUCUCUUCGAUGCCCCCUCCGGGCCUGGAGGAGAGGGGGGGAGGCGACCUAGCCGAGUCCCUAGCCAUGUUGAUUCUCGGGGCGGACCCGGCCAUCGCCAGUGUGGGGGGUCCAGCCGGGCCUGAUGACCGGUCCACUGGUCUCCCUCCUCCCCCUUCCAUUCCCCAGCAGCAUCACAACCCCUCCCAGCUCCCUCCCCACCACCAGCUGACCCCGUCUGGGCUAUCCCCCGGCCCACCGCACCUCUCCCUGCUUAGCUACCAGCAGCAUCAGCACCUUUUACGACGAGGGGCGGCCCCCAUGCAACAGAUGAACUCUCACAAUAUCUGGGAGAACAACUUGGGAUUCGGGCCUGUGAGCAUCACCCCUGGACUAAUCACUCAAAUGGAGGACAGUCCACUUAUGUCUAUCAUCAAAGAAGUGGGGCUGCCCAAUCGGCCUCCGCCAAUGACGAGCGAGGAUGGGCGGGACUUGUCGGAAAGGGCCCCCCCGCCUCGCUCGUCCUCUCCCGUGAUUGGUAGCCCACCAGUGAGGGCUGUGCCUAUCGGGACUCCGCCCAAGCAGCCGAUGAGUCAUGCUAUGAAUCAUCAUCAUCAUCAUCAGCAGCAGAUCCACCACCCCACCGCCGUUCAUGUGCGAGCCCCGGUCCACCACCAACACCGCUACCCCCCUUCCUUCCCUGAGCGCAUCUCUCCCAACACCCUCUUAAACAUCGCUAACUCUCCUCUGUGUCGUCCUCCGUUCCCGGCCGGCGUGGGCCCCGUUCUGUCCCAGAUCCAACGCGCCCAGAUGCUCAACUCUCAGGUUGCUGGCUUCCCCAGGGGCUGUCAGGGUCCCCCGUUGCUGCCUGGUGGCGGAGGCUUCAGACCCUUCUUCGGCCAGCCCCCUCCCCACAGGAUGGGUCCCCACCCCGGCGGGCCCCCCCCUCCCAACCACAACCACGUCCCUUGUCCCAUCAUCCGGCACAACACCACGCACCUGCACCCCCAGCACCGCCGCAUGCUCACCCAGAGGAUGCAGAGUAGAGGAGGUGAGCGUGGCGGGCGUGUUGGGGACUGGCGGAGCAGGGACCCCUACAGUAACUUGAUGAGCCAGAGGGAGAAGGAGUGGGUGGCCAAGAUCCAGAUGAUGCAGCUGCAGAGCACUGAUCCCUACCUGGAUGACUACUACUACCAGAAUUACUUUGAGAAGUUGGAGAAGAGGCAGGAGCGAGACAGAGACGGUGUGAGGAAGGAGCACACCACCAAACUCAUCACCCCCCAGGUGGCCAAGCUGGAACACACCUACAGACCAGUGCAGUUUGCAGGCUCGCUGGGUAAGCUAACUGUGUCCAGCGUCAACAACCCCAGGAAGAUGAUCGACACGGUGGUGACUAGUCGCACUGAUGACGAGGAGAAGCGAGAGAAACAGGUGUGGAAUAAGAGACGGCAGAUCCUCUACACUGUGGAGAAGAUGUACAGCCUGCUGCUGGAGGUGCAGGACUUUGAGAAGCGCUUCAUGCAGACGCCGGAGGAGCAGAGGGAGGCCCUGCUGGAGCAGCACAAAACCCACACGCAGCAGCUCUACAGCUCCCUCAAGGAGAAGGAGUGGGAUGACAGAGUGAGUGACGAGCAGUGUCUGUUGAUCAUGUCGGUGCGUAAGGGAAAGCGCCUCAUCUCCAGGCUCAUCCCUUUCCUGCCUCCACUGCAGGCCGCCACCAUUGUCAUGGGGAUUGCCCGGAACCUGCCAGCCCUGGCCAAGAAAGACAAACAGGACCAGGUGCUGUGCUGGUUGGUGGAGCCAAUUGCCGUAGUGAUCUCAUCCCUAUCUAGCGCCUCCCUCACAGAUUUGCUGCAGGAGCUGCAAGGCAGCGAGGGUCAACUGUCCAGAGUGUUACAAAAUAAGUUUGGUGUGACACUGCUUUACCUGAUCCUGAGUGAAGGAGAGCGAAUGCAGAGCUCCAACCCCACCUGUCAACUCAUGGAUGACAAUCGAUGGACAGAGUUGGUGUUCUCUGUGACCAGGGAGCUGCUCAACGUGCCCUCCUCGUCCCUGUCCCCUCCUCUCUUCACCCCUCCCAACCUGCUCUCUCUCUUCUCGCGCUACGUCGACCGACAGAGGCUGGAGCUGCUGCAGGAGAAGUUACAGAUCUCCGCAUUGUCCAGGUAGAGGUGACUACAGACAUCAAGAGAACCUCAGUUGAAGCGUGUGUGCGUGCACUAUUGUACGCAGAGGAGUAGGAUGUCUACUAGGGUUGAUAACCGAUUUUAAUCCAGCAGAAUCUCUUGUCAUUUUUUUCCCUUUGUGUCCAUUAGGUGUGUAUGGGGAUGCGUGUGAGUGAGCGAUGAAAUUCAGAGAGAAUACAAACCUGCUUUUUUUAUUUUUUAUUCUUGUUAACGUUGAUGCCUGUGAUAAAACAUCAAAUUAAAAGUAUUUCUAUUGUA
This is a messenger RNA of Oncorhynchus tshawytscha (Chinook salmon), 2865 nucleotides long. Its product is annotated as protein PAT1 homolog 1. The record is from RefSeq and is a predicted model, not a curated record. Gene Ontology annotation, cellular component: P-body. Gene Ontology annotation, biological process: P-body assembly; deadenylation-dependent decapping of nuclear-transcribed mRNA. NCBI's taxonomy places the organism in Eukaryota, Metazoa, Chordata, Actinopteri, Salmoniformes, Salmonidae. The transcript has 18 exons. Bases 143 to 2590 code for a protein of 815 amino acids. Gene Ontology annotation, molecular function: RNA binding.